Messenger RNA from Monopterus albus (swamp eel), 1788 nucleotides. Its product is annotated as Krueppel-like factor 2. The record is from RefSeq and is a predicted model, not a curated record. Gene Ontology annotation, molecular function: DNA-binding transcription factor activity, RNA polymerase II-specific; RNA polymerase II cis-regulatory region sequence-specific DNA binding. Bases 61 to 486 code for a protein of 141 amino acids. The transcript has 2 exons. NCBI's taxonomy places the organism in Eukaryota, Metazoa, Chordata, Actinopteri, Synbranchiformes, Synbranchidae. Gene Ontology annotation, biological process: regulation of transcription by RNA polymerase II.
UCUGACAACAGGUUCAUCCCAAAUCAAGCUGUGACCCCCGAGCCCCGACACUACAGCUACAUGCCCCACUUUAACCACAAUGCCAACAUUUUCUGUGACUACACUCCCAGCCAGGCCUCUGGUCAUCUGCCCCUUCACCAGCAGCCCCUGCUGGUUGGACCCCAACUGCCCCAUGCUGGGAUGGAGGGGAAGCGUGGUCGAAGGGCCAUGGGGAAAAAGAGGCCUGCCAUCCACAGCUGUGAAUACCCCGGCUGCAGCAAGACCUACACCAAGAGCUCACACCUCAAGGCUCACCUCCGCACCCACACAGGAGAAAAGCCUUACCACUGCUCAUGGGAGGGCUGCAGCUGGAAAUUUGCCCGCUCAGACGAGCUGACACGUCACUACCGCAAGCACUCGGGUCAAAAACCCUACAAGUGCCUGCUGUGUCAAAGAGCCUUCUCCCGCUCCGACCAUCUGGCUCUGCACAUGAAGAGACACACCUGAAGCUCCCUCCCUCAUGCACACACAAACCACUGGCAUUUAAACAAAGAAAUUAAAAGGCAGACAACUUAAUGACUCAGAAAUAGUUCUUCUUCUGAUUCAAAUCAGCACACUGAGCAAGUGCAUAUGAAUGGACGCAUAUAUUAACAUAUUCUCAGUAACCUGAAGUGUGUACUUCAUUAUCUGGAUGGUUAAAAAUAUGGGCACACAGUUAGAUUUGAAAAGUGACAACACAACCAGUGAUGUUUGCCACCAUAAAUUAUUGAGAACAGGCAUCCUGGUGGACGUUAUUCAAUAUUGUUAUUGUCUGGUUUCUUGACCAUUUUUGGUUUGGUGCAAAGCAGAAAUGACACAAAUCUCAUUCAAAAGUUUUCAACAAAUGGAAUACUCUCUCAGUUCAGAUUCCGAUGUGUUAUCCUAGAAGCAGCUAAUGUUGCCUCAAGUAAAGAUGAGCAUCAGGCUGCAGGGGUCUGCUCUGUUCACUUCUUUCUAGAUCUACACCUCCAGCUUUUAGCUCAGCUCCAACCAACACCGACUCUAAGCACUCGGGUCAAAAACCCUACAAGUGCCUUGAGGCAGUUUAUCAUGUUGUGUCACAAAAGGCUUCAUAUAGCUAUUUCCCCACCAGUGCAACAGUCCUCCCCAAGGCCUUUAAACACACUUUUAUGUGUAUAACUGGCAGACUUCUUCUUUAAUGUGACAGUGUAGGCUUGUUUUUAAUUAGCUCCAGUUUAGAAUAUAUGUACUCAGAUUAGUUUAUUGGACAUCAACAUCGACAACGAAGCUGUUGGAAUAAGUUUUUCUCAUUCUCUCUUCAACCCUGACACACACGCAUACAUGUAAACUUUGAGGACCUCCAUUAAGUGUAAAGAUUUCUCUAUUCUUAAACCUUAACCAUCAGAGCCAUGUCUGACCUCAGUCCUCAUCAUAUAAGCUAUAUCUAAAUAUAAUUGUAAUCCUAAAACCGAAGACUUAGUUCUUACUCGACUAACUGACAAAGAAAGGACCAAAAUGCCCUCACUCUGAAAGUCUGAACAUUAAACUGGUCUUCUACAGACCAGUACAAGAACUCACUAUCAAGAUGUAAAGUUAAGGCGCUUUCUGCAACAAGAGCCGCUCAGGAACACAAUGUACACAAGGUGGGCAGUAGACAGCAGACGUAAACACUAACAAAAGACCUGCCAAAAACGUGUGUAACAGAAGUUAUAGUUGUGUAUCCAGCAUGGCUCACUUACUGCUUAGCUGUAUCGUCACAGAGAUGAGCUGAUAUCUUUGUCUGAUUUUUCUUGCGAGCAAGAACAUUAC